Carassius auratus (goldfish) is the source of this 1647-nucleotide messenger RNA. RefSeq names its product L-lactate dehydrogenase B-A chain-like. The record is from RefSeq and is a predicted model, not a curated record. Bases 207 to 1211 code for a protein of 334 amino acids. The transcript has 8 exons. Gene Ontology annotation, molecular function: L-lactate dehydrogenase (NAD+) activity. Gene Ontology annotation, cellular component: cytoplasm. Gene Ontology annotation, biological process: lactate metabolic process; pyruvate metabolic process. Lineage: Eukaryota; Metazoa; Chordata; Actinopteri; Cypriniformes; Cyprinidae.
UUCCUCAUGUCAGUAAGGGCAUCGCAUGCACUUGUAAAAGAAGGUCAUACGCUCUCUGCGUAGCGCCGCACGCUCAAAUCCUGCUCCUCCGCGAGUCUCGCGAUCACGUACGCACGCACGCUCUCUCUCUCUGGUGCUCGUCGACUCUCACCGGCCUUCCUGCAGCUAAGGAUACUUAUUUAACAUUCCUGUAACAAAUUGAGAUCAUGGCCUCAGUAAUGGAGAAGCUGAUUACCCCUUUGGCCAGCGGCCCCGCUGAGCCCCCCAGGAACAAAGUCACAGUUGUAGGCGUGGGGCAGGUGGGCAUGGCCUGUGCCGUCAGCAUCCUGCUCAGGGAGCUUGCAGAUGAACUGGCUUUGGUUGAUGUUGUGGAGGAUAGACUGAAGGGGGAGAUGUUGGAUCUGCAACACGGCAGCCUUUUCCUCAAGACCCCGAAGAUUGUGGCUGAUAAGGACUACUCUGUGACCGCUAACUCCCGUAUCGUGGUGGUGACGGCCGGAGUGCGUCAGCAGGAGGGUGAGAGCAGACUGAACCUGGUGCAGAGGAACGUCAACAUUUUCAAACACAUCAUCCCUCAGAUCGUCAAAUACAGUCCUGACUGCACCCUCAUCGUGGUGUCCAAUCCAGUGGAUGUUUUGACCUAUGUGACCUGGAAGCUGAGCGGCCUGCCAAAGCACCGUGUCAUCGGCAGCGGGACCAACCUGGACUCUGCUCGCUUCCGCCACAUCAUGGCCGAGAAACUGGGCAUCCACUCCAGCAGCUUCAACGGCUAUAUCCUGGGAGAGCACGGAGACUCCAGCGUGGCUGUGUGGAGCGGAGCUAAUGUUGCUGGAGUCAGCCUGCAGAAACUCAACCCUGACAUUGGUACAGAUAAAGACAGCGAGAACUGGAAGAAAGUUCACAAGGAGGUAGUGGACAGUGCUUAUGAAGUGAUCAAGCUGAAGGGUUACACUAACUGGGCCAUCGGUCUCAGUGUGGCCGACCUGACGGAGACCCUGGUGAAGAACCUGAGCAGGGUCCACCCUGUCUCCACCAUGGUGAAGGGCAUGUAUGGUAUCUGCGACGAGGUGUACCUGAGCCUGCCCUGUGUGCUGAACAGCAGCGGAGUGGGCAGCGUUAUCAACAUGACCCUGACCGAUGACGAAAUCGCUCAGCUGAAGAAGAGUGCCGACACUCUGUGGGGCAUCCAGACAGACCUGAAGGACCUGUAGAUAAACCGCUGGACACCAUGCACUCUUUUCAUUGUCUCUGUUCACACUCCCUCAGUAUCUUUACACUCUCUCUAACUCUGUGACGGUCUUUUCUUCUCACUUGCUUUUGGACACGGUUGCUUUUGAAAUUUAUUUUUCAUUAUUUUGACAUUUUUCUUCUAAAGAGAAUGAUCAAAGGGAAACAUCUUUGGUUCUUCACAUUUGCACUUGUUAACCAAGUCACUCUGUGUGUGCAAUAAAGAAAGAACCAACACCUCUCUUGUCUAGACAUAAUUUAGUGAGAUCAUUAGGGAACAUUCUCUGGUCUUUGUUUAAGUCAAGAGGAGACAGGACUGAAGUGAGAUAGAUACAAAUGUAUUCAUUCUUCUGAAUCAUGUUGUAAGUGAUGGUCAUGUGAGUGUGUCUAAGAUGAAUUUAAUAAAUCACUUCAAAUGGC